This is a messenger RNA of Felis catus (domestic cat), 1608 nucleotides long. RefSeq names its product aspartic peptidase retroviral like 1 (gene ASPRV1). The record is from RefSeq and is a predicted model, not a curated record. Gene Ontology annotation, biological process: proteolysis. The transcript has a single exon. NCBI's taxonomy places the organism in Eukaryota, Metazoa, Chordata, Mammalia, Carnivora, Felidae. Gene Ontology annotation, molecular function: aspartic-type endopeptidase activity. The coding region runs from base 234 to 1013 and encodes 259 amino acids. Gene Ontology annotation, cellular component: membrane.
GGCCAGGCAUCAAAAAGGCUCUGCAGAGUGAGCAGGCUAUCGCAGCUGCCUGCCUCUGUGUCCAGCAGUCAGUCAGCCAGCUUGCGCCGGUCCCUUCUGCCUGCCCCAGACGGGCACCAAACAACACUCUGCUUAGAGAGGCCUUGUUCUCCAGCGUGAUUGCGCCGACACUGCUCUGUGGUUUUCUCUACUUGGUGUGGGUUGCUGCUGCAGUUCCAGAGGAGGGCAGAGGGAUGGCUGAGAGUGGAGCCAGGAGCCGGGAGGGCCGUCGGGAGCAUGCCUUCAUCCCGGAGCCCUUUGAUGGAGCCAACGUAGCCCCACACCUCUGGCUGCACCGCUUCGAGGCUAUCAAUGACCUCAACCAUUGGGACCAUGUCACCAAACUAAGGUUCCUGAAAGAGUCCCUCAGGGGAGAUGCCCUGGAGGUCUACAGUGGACUCAGCCCCAAGGACCAGGAAGACUAUGGGGCUGUGAAAGAGACCCUCCUGAAGGCCUUCGGGGGGCCCGAGGCCACCCACAGCCACCUGCCCAAGGAGAUCGUCUUUGCCAACAGCAUGGGUAAGGGCUACUACCUCAAGGGGAAAAUUGGCAAAGUGCCCGUGAGGUUCCUGGUAGACUCGGGGGCCCAGGUCUCUGUGGUCCACCCCAACUUGUGGGAGGAGGUCACAGAUGGUGACUUGGACACUCUGCGGCCCUUUGAGAAUGUGGUAAAAGUGGCCAAUGGGGCUGAAAUGAAGAUCCUGGGCAUUUGGGAUACAGUGGUGUCCCUGGGCAAGCUGAAGCUGAAGGCAGAGUUCCUAGUGGCCAAUGCAAGUGCUGAAGAAGCCAUCAUUGGUACCGAUGUGCUCCAGGACCACAAUGCCGUCCUGGACUUCGAGCAUCGCACGUGCACCCUGAAGGGGAAGAAGUUCCGGCUCCUGCCUGUUGGAGGGUCCCUGGAAGAUGAGUUCGACCUGGAGCUCAUAGAGGAGGAGCCCUCCUCAGGGGAGGGGGGACAGCAGCUCUCCUACUGAGAAGCCCCCUUUUCUUUACCCCCCCAAACAUUGGUUGGAAGACCCACCACAAUGGAGGGGAAGGGCAGAUAUCCUCACUGGGGUCACUGGGUUUUGCCAGCCCUCUGGGUUUUGCCUCCUCCUCUUUGCAGGGGCCUUAAGCUGCUGCUGGUGGGGGAGGCUUCUAUCUGAAAAGGCACAGGUGAGGGAGAACAGGCUGGCCAUCUCAGUGGGAGGGAGAGUCCUCGUGGUGGUCAAGCGGUUAUUGCUGCCAAAGAUUUAAGGCUGGAAGAAGGUUCCAAGAAGGCUAGAAGUGAUUGUCUUGGAGAGAGAACUGGGGCACCCCGUCAGAUCGAUCCCCUGAGUUACGGCUCAGUCACCUUGAGGUGCAUGCAGUUUAUUUCAGCUGGGCUGGGUCCUGGCUGCAAGAUCCUCACAGGCAAGACCCAGUGCUUGCGGAUGAGGGUCACAGCUGCUCUGGGAUUCUUUCCUGUUGGGUCUUCCCACCUACCUGUAUGAUGUAGUUUCCUUCUGUCAUUGCUUUGAAACCCAUCGAGCCUUAUGCCAAUAAUUCAUUACUUCAAAAACCAAUAAAAAUUGACUCAUGGAAAAACCA